Messenger RNA from Synchytrium microbalum, 771 nucleotides. RefSeq lists its product as uncharacterized. The transcript is spliced from 6 exons. Lineage: Eukaryota; Fungi; Chytridiomycota; Chytridiomycetes; Synchytriales; Synchytriaceae. Gene Ontology annotation, molecular function: signaling receptor activity. Gene Ontology annotation, cellular component: membrane. Bases 1 to 771 code for a protein of 256 amino acids. The record is from RefSeq and is a predicted model, not a curated record.
AUGAGAAUCAAGACAGUCAAAGUGGUGGACUCUUCGACGGCAAUAGACGGCAAAGAUGAUGUUUUGAGAAGAAGGAGAGUUCCAUCACCAACGCCGCCAUCACCAACUGGACAACGUGAAGAGCCAGAUCGCUUUCAAAAAGCUCUAACUUGUGGGUUUGAGCAUAUGCCACAUUGGAUGCAAGACAAUGGCUUCAUACUAUCUGGUUACCGAUUCAUUGACAAUUCGUAUCGAGAAUGUGUCAAAUCCAUGUUCUACUUGCACAACGAGACCUUGAACGUAUAUACCCAUUUGAUUGGAUCUCUGGCUUUUGUCGUAUUGGCAUACCUGACGAUCUGGAAUCGAGUUCCAUGGUCAGAGUCCAUGGAAAACGCUAGCUGGAUCGAUAUCGUCGCUUGGUCCUGCUUCUUUGCUGGUGCUAUAGGCUGUAUGGGCUUAUCAGCAGCCUUCCAUCUGUUUCAGUGCCACUCGUAUGAUGUCUGUACAGCCUGGAAUAAGGCUGAUUACGUUGGAAUCGUCACGCUCAUUGUCGGGUCUUCCAUUCCCGCUCUAUAUUAUGGUUUAAUAUGCUCACCUACAUUACAAACAUGGUAUAUUGCUCUGAUGACUGUGGCUGGUACCGCAACCAUCAUAGCUUCAGCUUUCGAUGUCUUCAGAAGUGUUAGAUUCCGCACCGCUAGAACGAUCGUCUUUGUAGCUCUGGGAGUUACUGCCAUCUUCCCCAUUACUCAUGCUGUGUUCUUAUGGGGUGUGAGUGAAGGAACUAAAUGA